This is a messenger RNA of Monascus purpureus, 1074 nucleotides long. The record is from the annotation of a GenBank genome assembly. Lineage: Eukaryota; Fungi; Ascomycota; Eurotiomycetes; Eurotiales; Aspergillaceae.
GGACGACCAGCAACAACCGACGACGACGACAACUCCCCCGGACUUGGUCUCCAUCCGUCACAAUGGCGAUCAAGCACAACAACCAGAUCCAGAAGCACCACUUCCACAAGCACUGGCAGGAACGUGUGCGGGUGCACUUCGACCAGCCUGGCCGUAAGCACCGCCGUCGUGAGGCCCGUCUCGCAAAGGCUGCUGCUGUUGCUCCCCGUCCGGUUGACAAGCUGCGUCCGGUUGUUCACUGCCCCACUGUUAAAUACAACCGUCGUGUUCGCGCCGGCCGUGGUUUCACUCUCGCUGAGCUGAAGGAAGCUGGUAUCCCCAAGAAGCUCGCCCCUACCAUCGGUAUCGCCGUUGAUCACCGCCGUGUCAACUACUCCAAGGAGUCUCUCGUCGCCAAUGUUGCUCGUCUGAAGGACUACAAGGCUCGCCUCAUCCUCUUCCCCCGCAAGAGCGGCCAGUUCAAGAAGCUCGACUCGAGCGCUGAAGAGGUCAAGGCCGCCAAGGCCGCCUUCGCCGCUGAGGGCAAGACCGAGGGCUACGCCAUCAACGUUGACGCUACCUUCCCCAUCAAGAACGCUUCUCUCGAAGACGCCAUCUCCCACGUCAAGCGGGAUGAUCUGCCCAAGGGCGAAGAGGCUGCAUACCGGCGGUUGCGGGAAGCCCGUAGCGAGGCUCGCUAUGCUGGUAUCCGGGCGAAGAGGGCCAAGGUUAAGGCCGAGGAGGAAGAAGCUGCCAAGAAAUAAAUGUGAUGGUUGUUCUAGUCUAGCAAAUGAUGAUCUGGCCAAUUUUCAGGUGGGGAAAUUAUUUCUAUACGGUGGCAUGGCAUGGCGCCUCUUAUUCCUUUUUAUUUUUUUUCCUUAUCCUUAAAAGACCUUUUCCGAAUUCUCGAAAUGCAAAUGUCACUGUCUGAUGUCCCACGCGAACGCAUCGUCUCGCUCAGUUCUAAUGUCGAUGUCAAAUUGUAAUAGACAUGGGCCGUGCCCUUGUCGGUUGAAACGAGGUCUCGCAUGGAAAAUAUAUGCAGUACAAUGCCUAGUAGAGAAAGCCCGGGGAGAAUUUAAUAUAUAUCUCGGG